This is a messenger RNA of Thrips palmi, 2173 nucleotides long. Its product is annotated as thioredoxin, mitochondrial. The transcript is spliced from 4 exons. Gene Ontology annotation, molecular function: oxidoreductase activity, acting on a sulfur group of donors, disulfide as acceptor. Gene Ontology annotation, cellular component: cytoplasm. The record is from RefSeq and is a predicted model, not a curated record. Bases 460 to 1059 code for a protein of 199 amino acids. Lineage: Eukaryota; Metazoa; Arthropoda; Insecta; Thysanoptera; Thripidae.
AUUGAAAGAAAAACAAAGUUUACUACUUCUGGGUUCUGCUCCGUGGCCUUUCUGCUUAUUUUUGGUCAUGACAUCGCUUGUGCUUGGCGUUGGAUUCGGUCUCUUCCUCCUAGUAGGGAUUUGGCUGGGUGCUUUGCUGGCUUGCUUUGUGUCGGCCCAUACCCAAAAGAACUUAGGAGUUCAUGCAGUUUGCCUUGCUGCACUCCUGACCCUAGUUCUCAUUUUCAUUCCGAGGGAAUCGGAAAAACCUAAUGAAGAUGCAAAUAAGGUGUAUGACACACUCUUUUUGUGGAGAAUUGCGCUGGUGCUACUGCUUGGAAUCUCUGCCGCUGGUGGUGGAGUCUUAUUUUUGCUGAACCAUCUUAUGGAAGCUAGAAUUGCCAGACCCAUCAAAAGGUGGACGCUGUAGCCGUUUGUACUCUAUUUCACCAUUUGACUUCGUGAUUCAAGAAGGCAGAAAUGGCUCUCCGAAGUGUAUCUACUUGUCUGCGCAACAUUCGCCUGGUCCCAAUCGUGGUGGACUCAUGCUUGAACCCACAACCACUUCUCCACAGUACAACAGUUUCUCGUGGAGUGUUCAGAGGUCUGGCAAGCUCUAAUGCAUCGAGGAAUGGUCAAUGCACAGGUUCAUUUUGUCUUCUACCGCAAAGGCUGAAGCCCAAGCCCAGUGGCCUUCGAUACAUAUCACACUCUAGCUCUGUUUGCAAAGUAUUUGAAGUAUCAAACAAUGACGACUUUAUGGAAAAGGUCAUGAACAGCAAUGUUCCUGUGAUAGUCAAUUUCCAUGCAGACUGGUGCGAUCCCUGCAAGAUUCUCACUCCUCAGUUACGGGCAAUAGUUGAGAAGACUGAGGGGUUGGACCUCGCUAUCAUUGAUGUUGAAGACAAUGCUGAACUUGUUCAUACAUUUGAAGUCAAAGCAGUGCCUGCAGUGCUUGCCAUUAAACAUGGAAGAGUUGUAGACAAGUUCAUUGGCUUGCAAGAUGCUGAUCAAAUUGAAGGCUUGGUGGCAAAGGUUGCAAAAAUGGCUGCAUCCAGCACUGAAGGCGAUGAAAAGUAAAGUUAUAAACACUAAUGAGAAUUUACCCAAAUUAACAUUUUUGUUGUGAUUCUUCUAGCUUUCAAAUAGAACAAUGUAUGACCUGUUGUAAAGCUUACCCUCCUCUGUAAUGUGAAUAUUAGGUGCUAUACCGAAUAUUUCUUGUGUUAGUGAGCACAGAUGUGCUAAAGACCUAGUGCAAUUUUGUGAAAGUCAAUUCUCAUUGUUAGAAGUUUAUCUUGGUGCAUAUGAUGUGAUAUUAAGCCAUGAACAUUCCUCUACAAAGAAUUAAGGCCUUCAAUAUGUCUUGUUAGGUUGUAUAAGGGUUUAGGGAAGUUUUCUGAAGACAUUAACUUUGCUUGUCAGGUAUAAUUAAAAGCUACCUAGGGCCUUUUUUAUUAUUAAAAAUACUGUCAGGGAAUAGUUUCAAGUAGUCCUUGCACAACUGUCUGUAGACUGCUGAUCUAGUCAUUCUGAACUCAGCUCAGAUUUGUGCAGUGAAACUUAUCAAUUCAUGUAGCUGUGCUACCAAUUUUAUAUUAUGGCAAUAUACAGAGUAUUAAAUUUCAUCCUUGCAACUUUCACCUUUACUUUGAUUUUACACUCAUUGUGAAAUAAUUAAAUCAUUAUUUCUUCUUGAAGAGCAAUACAUAUUUUGUAAGUUCUAAUGCAGCCAGAAAAGUCUGUUCAAUUUUACUUGCAUGCCCACCUGUCAAACAAAGCCAAAUUUUGACAAUAAUUGUGUGAUUUUACUCUGUACAGAUGUACUUAAAAGAUGCCUGUUGCCUCAUGUAAAUAAUAAUCUCUUAUCUUACUUUAUCCAUUAACUGUCAAGAUUGUUUUAUAAUUCAUGUGUGAUAUCUACUUGCCUUGCUCCUUAAUUUGUUUAUUUUUUUGUUGUGCAAAUAUGUGUCUCUAAUGACUUCUGAUGCUCUUUGAUUAUCAUACUUCUUUGAACUUUUCUUUCAUGAAAUUACUCAUGCACACUGCAAGACUAAAAGAAUAAAAUAUUGUUCAAUUUUGUAGUGUGCUUUAAAAUUGUUAAUGAAAAUUUCCUGGGGAAGUCCUCAAUGGACCGUUAAGUUCGGCUGUUUUUAGCACAAGCCAUGUCAAUAAACGUAUCAGAAAGAGCCAA